AUGCGGCUUGUUGAGCUAGAUAAUCCUCUGAAAGCAGAUGCUAUCAUGGAAAACCUUCGUUCGCAACUUCCUCAUGUCGGUGCAAAGGUUAAUAAUCCAUACUCUGAUAUAAGAAUAAUGAGUGGCAGAGAUGAAGGGAUAAACGCAUGGAUAACGGUAAACUAUCUGGAAAAGAAGUUUGGAGUCCAUGGUGUUGCGCCGUCAAGUGGACAAGAAAUGAUCGGGGCAUUGGAUCUUGGUGGUGCCAGCGCUCAAAUCACGUUUGUUCCUAAAAACCCUUCGCUCGCACCUCACACGUCGACGAGGUAUCUAUUUGGAUCGGAGUACUACGUGUAUAGCUACAGUCAUCUGUGCUACGGGAAGAGCGCCAGCCAGAAACGAGUUUGGGCGGAAAUAAUUGGCAAUCAAAGCACUGCCACCAUCAACAACCCAUGUUUUCUUCAAAACUACGAACUUAAAGUGAAGAAGAGUGAAAUCUUUACCGAGCCCUGUGUCAAGUCGAAAUACGCCGUGGAACUCAUCGGUUCCGAAUUAAUUCCAAACACCGCUCUUCCAGAGGAAAUCACUUUAGUUGGAACCGGGGACCCAGAUCAAUGUCGUCAAUUUGUUCAGAAGAUGUUUCCAUCCAAAGCCUGCGCCCAAUCGCCUUGCAUGUUCCAGGGUGUGUACCGGCCCCCGUUACAUGGAAAAUUCAGUGCUGGUCCUGAGUACGGGCUCGUGGUGCCCACUAUGCUGGGAAAACCAUUCUUCACGGCUUUCAGUGGGUACGCCUUCGUAAUAGAUCACCUGAAUUUUCCAACGAAAGGUCAAAAUCUCACGCGCGACGCUGUGAAGGCUAAAGUAGAUGAAUUCUGCCGACGCGAUUGGACUCAGGUUGCACAGGAGUAUCCGGCUAGUUCGUUAGAGUUUAUCGCUGGCUACUGUCAAGACGGUGUAUACAUCGAUGCCCUUUUAUCAAACUACGGAUUCGUUGACUCGGAGAGUUGGAAAAAUAUAGUAUUUGCGUCAAAGAUUGCUGGAACGACCGUUAGCUGGGCACCAGGUUACUUGAUUGAUGCAACAGGUAUGAUCGACAGUGAAUCUCCCAAGAUUGACCUUGGAUUAACAGCCUUCGUAACCUCUGUCGUCAUUUUGAGUAUCGUUUUUGUGGCACUGCUUGUGAUUCUUGUAUUUCUUCAUCUACGAAAUUAG
This is a messenger RNA of Mesocestoides corti, 1191 nucleotides long. Lineage: Eukaryota; Metazoa; Platyhelminthes; Cestoda; Cyclophyllidea; Mesocestoididae. The record is from the annotation of a GenBank genome assembly.